CUGCAGUCUGUACACAAGAGAAAGAGGGAGAGAGAGAGAGGGAAAGACAGAGACAGCCAGAGACCAGGUAAAGCGGUGGGGCCGCAGCCUCUCAGCCCUCAGGAGCUGGGACCCUGCCAGGGAUGCAGAAGGCAAUGAAGAUUGUCAAGGAUGAGGAUGGGCCCUUCAACGCAGCUGCGAAUAAUGUCCCCUCCUUUCCUCAUUGCCUACAGCUGGAGGCUCCCCGAGGGAAGGUUCCCCAAAGACACCUCUUCCCUGAAGCUCUCCAGGGCCCCUUUUCGCAGUUUCGCUAUGAACCUCCUCCAGGAGACCUUGAUGGAUUCCCCGAGGUCUUCGAGGGAGGAGGGUCCCGGAAACGGAAGAGCAUGCCCACAAAGAUGCCUUACAACCAUCCGGCGGAAGAAGCAGCCAUUGCUGAGGAGAGCAAGAGCCUGGGUCCUCCAAACCUGCCUCUGCUUUUCCCGCAGCCACAGCGCCCUAAGUGCGACUCUCAGAUGAUCGACCUGUGCAAUGUGGGCUUGCAGUUCUACCGCACCCUGGAGCACUUGGGGGGCAAACCCGUCAAGCAGGAGCCGGUGAAGCCCAGCGCCGUGUGGCCCCAGCCGACACCUCCUGCCUUCCUGCCUCCGCCUUUCCCUUACUACCCCAAAGUCCACCCGGGACUCAUGUUCCCCUUCUUCAUGCCCUCGUCCUCACCCUUUCCUUUCAGCAGGCAUGCCUUCCUGCCCAAGCAGCCCCCCGAGCCAGCGUUACCCCGGAAAGUCGAGCCUCUGGAAAGCGAGGAGACCAAGCAGAAGGUGGAAAGAGUGGAUGUGAACGUCCAGAUCGAUGACAGCUACUAUGUGGACGUGGGAGGGGCUCAGAAGCGCUGGCAGUGCCCCACCUGUGACAAGUCCUACACCUCCAAGUACAACCUGGUGACCCACAUCCUGGGCCACAGUGGGAUCAAGCCGCACGCCUGCACCCGCUGUGGGAAGCUCUUCAAGCAGCUCAGCCAUCUGCACACCCACAUGCUGACCCACCAGGGUACGCGGCCCCACAAAUGCCAGGUGUGCCACAAGGCCUUCACCCAGACCAGCCACCUGAAGCGCCACAUGAUGCAGCACAGCGAGGUGAAACCGCACAACUGUCGCGUGUGCAGUCGGGGCUUUGCCUACCCCAGCGAGCUCAAGGCCCACGAGGCCAAGCACGCCAGCGGGCGUGAGAACAUUUGCGUGGAGUGCGGCCUCGACUUCCCUACCCUGGCUCAGCUGAAGAGGCAUCUCACCACGCAUCGUGGCCCCAUUCAGUACAACUGCUCCGAGUGCGACAAGACCUUCCAGUACCCGAGCCAGCUGCAGAACCACAUGAUGAAACACAAGGACAUCCGUCCCUACAUCUGCUCCGAGUGCGGCAUGGAGUUCGUGCAGCCCCAUCACCUCAAGCAGCACUCGCUCACUCACAAGGGCGUGAAAGAGCACAAAUGUGGGAUCUGUGGGCGCGAGUUCACCCUGCUGGCCAACAUGAAGAGACACGUGCUGAUCCACACCAACAUCCGCGCCUACCAGUGCCACCUCUGCUACAAGAGCUUCGUGCAGAAGCAGACGCUCAAGGCGCACAUGAUAGUCCACUCCGACGUGAAGCCUUUCAAAUGCAAGCUGUGUGGGAAGGAAUUCAACCGCAUGCACAACCUGAUGGGCCACAUGCACCUGCACUCCGACAGCAAGCCCUUCAAGUGCCUCUACUGCCCGAGCAAGUUCACUCUGAAGGGGAACCUGACGCGCCACAUGAAGGUCAAGCAUGGAGUGAUGGAGCGAGGCCUUCAUGCCCAAGGUCUGGGCAGGGGACGACUCGUCCUGGCGCAGUCCACUGCUGUCCUGAGGAACCUGGAGCAGGAGGAGCCAUUUGACCUUUCCCAAAAGCGCAACGCAAAGGGGCCAGUGUUCCAGUCCGAUGUGGACAGCACACGGAGCUGCCUCUGCCAGGAGGAGGAAGAGGAAGAGGAUGGGGACGAGAGCAACAGCUAUGAGGCAGAGUCCUACAGCCCCAGCCUGGCACAGGAGAGCCAGCAACCCUGUGCGCCUGAGGAUCUGUCCACCAAGCAGGAGCAGACCUUCCGGGGCACCGGGGAAGGAUGCAGAGACGAGGAUGCUCUGGAAGAGCAGCGGGAGGAGAGUGGCGAGGACCACGAAGGCAGGGACACAGACUGCGCCAUCACAGACGAGCCCCUGGGCAGCAGGCUGUUGCAAAGCGGUGGGCAGGGCCCCCCUUUUUCCGAUUACUUAUACUUCAAGCACAGAGAUGAGGGUUUAAAAGAAUUACUGGAGAGGAAAAUGGAAAAACAAGCAGUCCUUUUGGGUGUCUAAGUGGACGGCUUUGAAAUUACAUUUGGAAAAUGAGAUCUAGGCAGUUCAAAUAUAGCUUUCUGCACGAAUUGUCAUUUGCUGGGGACAGGCGAGUGGCGCCAGUCUUUACAAAUGGUUCAGACUAAACGUGCGGGUGACACAAAAGCUUCUCAGGUCGUUCCUUGGGCACUUGGCAAUUUCAUACAGGUUCAGGGGCCCCUCAGUGUUAUUUUACACAUCACCCACAUGAUGAACGGAGCUCUCCUCUAGAUACCUAACUGCAAGCUGAACCUCAAGGUGCUUUUAGAAACUGUUUUCUUCUAACAUGCAAUAGGGUAAAAUGUCUUUCUAGUUGCAAAACUGUGGUGCUCAUGUUACUACCUUAGCAGUAACUCUUUAGUCGCAUAUUUGAAGGUUACAAUAUCAGAGACAAAAAUAUUAGCAGUUGUAUAUAAUAAUAGCCUCUAUCAAAUAGUAGAAACACAGGCAAUGAUGCAAGAGAUGGGCCUUAGGGAAGGCUGUUCUCAAGGAGUUCCUGCAGAUGUGAGCUAGGGCUUCAGGAGAAGGUAAAUCAUUUCUACUGAGCUCUUUGAUGCCUGGUUAGUUACUCUGUUCUGCCUCAGCUUCACUGGUCAGUGGGAGAUUUGGAGCACCCCCAUAAAUGUCUGGACAGUGCGUGGUGGUCCCAAAUCUUCAGACCAAAUCCCUUUCUCAAGAAGAGCUUCCUCACAGAGACCAUUGCCACCUCGUUCUGAGGCCUCAUGUUCCAAGAAGCAACUGAAAGGCGAGUUGCCACAGUGAGCGGUGGGGCUUGGGCUAUGAAAUGGGGUUCAGGACUUCUCCCUAAAACAAGCUCGACUUAUUUAUGGACCCACUAAUGCUAUAAGCAGGACCUGAGCUAUGAUCUCAGAGCUGGCUACAUGUGAGACUCAUCCACAAGAACCUCUAGAAAACACUGAUGUAGCUAGGCAUGGUAGCUCACAGCUGUAAUCCCAGAACAUGGGAGACUGAGGCAGGAGGGUUGCCUCAUGUUUGAAAUCUGACUAGGCUACAAAGGAAAACCUUCUCUUUAAAAAAAAAAAGAAAAGAAAAGAAGAGAAAUGAAAGAAAGAAAGGAAAGAAAGAAAGAAAGAAAAAAGAAAAGAAAAAAGAAAGAAGCAAAUCCACCCAUGGUGGGGCCUUACCCUGUGAGGUUCUAGCUUUAACACAUCUGGAGUGCCACCCCCCAGCACUGGGAGUUUCCAGAUCACCUCUAGGUGCCUCUUAAAAAAGAAGCACACAGUUCUCACAUCGCCCAGUUCUGUGUCUGCUGGGACACCUUCCCACUGCCCUUACCUAUUUCUGAUCUUGACUUCAGACUCUCUGAAGAGAAUAGGAGACCUGUAAACACAAUGCUGACUUUUGCCUUUGUUCUUAUUCUGUCGUUCUCCCAAGGACACACGCAUGCACACGCACACACUAUGGACAUACACUUUGCGUGUGUGCAUCUGAAGACAAGGCCUGUGAUGUUUGUGGCCCCCAGCAUGGCGAAAGAUACAUGUUGACUCUUGGUCUUGCCCAGGGGCUUGAACUGCUGUUGCAGGACCUGUAUGAUGGCUGUGUUGGCCUACCAGCUGGGCCUUCUUAGACCCUGCCACCGUGGGAAGCAGCACUGGCAGGACAUUGCAUUCAUGUCUCUGAGUCACGGUAGGUACCAGACUGUGCUCGUGUAAAGCCUGCCUCUUGCUUGAGAGUGUCAACAUUCUUGGUAAAGCCAGGUUCUAGUGACUGCAUUGCUGUCUCUCCUCCCAAAGUGCCCAGCACAUCCCUUUAGAAGAUCCAGCCCAGCUCCAACCAGAUGCCGCUUUCCCCAUCAGAGAAGCUGCUUCUCCAUGACCCUCAUCCUUUCAGCCCUGUGCUCAGAGAACCUCUCACCCAUGUCGCCUGCCAACAUCCUAAAAUUCCUCCCUCUGUCAUGGCUGCCGCUGUGAAACACAAAAGCUUUAUGCAUUUCCUACUCACCUGUGCAUAUGCCAAGGUCACAACACCUGCAAAAGGACAGAAGAUGGGGAGAAUGGCCUGGGCUUCUAUGGCCACAAGCACAACUCUGGACACAGAGCUGUUGCAGGUCUUCAGAUUGGCCAGAUUCCUUCCCCGUACUAUGAAUGAAACUUUUAGGUGCCUUUGGUAAAAGUGCCAAGGAAGCUUCAUUCAGGAACCAAGAGUUGAGGACCUACUAGGUGCUGUGCCUUCUCACAAUUCCACAUACUUCCAAGUGCUUUCUGGGGAUGUCCUGUUGGAACAGAAGGAGCCAGGAGAAUCUGGAGGAGCAGAAUCUAGUCCAUCCCAAACAAACCCUGUGGAACUGUUUGAGGAAUCAGUGUGUCAGAGA
This is a messenger RNA of Arvicola amphibius (Eurasian water vole), 4695 nucleotides long. It is a transcript of the gene Znf366, whose product is annotated as zinc finger protein 366. Lineage: Eukaryota; Metazoa; Chordata; Mammalia; Rodentia; Cricetidae. The record is from RefSeq and is a predicted model, not a curated record. Bases 123 to 2345 code for a protein of 740 amino acids. Gene Ontology annotation, molecular function: DNA-binding transcription factor activity; RNA polymerase II cis-regulatory region sequence-specific DNA binding. The transcript has 5 exons. Gene Ontology annotation, biological process: regulation of transcription by RNA polymerase II.